GUUGAAGAUUGAACGAUCAAUUCUUGGUUGUUUGCUCAAAAUCAACUUCCUCGAUUUUCGCGGAGGCAUCAAUACGACAGUCAUCGUCUCAUCGGUCGCUGUUCAGAAAGAAGAGUUAAAUAUCGUCAGAAACCUUAGUUUUCUUAGUUUGCUUAGUGAUACUUGAUUUAUAUGCUGGUGUAACAAUACAUAAUACUCAAGUCAACAAUUGGUGUUCUGGUUUUUUCGUCCGUUGUUACUAAGCGUUUCUCAGAAAUCUUCUAAGAACAGCGUGGGCCCGAGCGUAGCGAGAGCUGGGCAUUAACGGUUUAUGAGACUUUGGUUGACAGUUUCUGACGAUGGAAACAGAUCUGGCGGAUUCAAACAGUUGGUGAAAGUUUGGAUAGUCGCCGUUCAUCUUUCCUGGUGCCGGUCAAGUCCUCUUUGAACAAGCAAUAUCUGGAACUUUUUUGGAAUUGGGUCAAGUUCAACAAUGCCUGGGUCAAAGAAGGGACAGAGUGUCUUGGAUGCAAACAGGAAAGUAAGUCAUGGUGACUUGUCUGUUAAUUGUAACGAUGUGUCUGAUGUUAAACAUGAUAUGGUUGAUGUUACUGUUUCGCCGUUCAGGGAUAAUAGGAACAUCAAACUCCCUAAAUUUGAACCACGGUGUUUUGAUGGAAACCCGGCUGAUUAUUUACAAUUUGUAAAGGAGUUUGAGAUCAUGUUGAGUGGUUUUUUAUUAAAUGAUGAAUUGAAGUUAAUGUAUUUGAUGAGAUAUUGCACUGGAGAUGCUGCAAGAGCUAUACAGUGUUGUAAGUUUAUGAAGCCAAAAGAGGGCUACGAUGAGGCUAUGAGCAUAUUACGCCAAAGGUUUGGAAGACCUUCGAUGAUUGCAGGGAAAUUAUUCGA
This is a messenger RNA of Trichobilharzia regenti, 888 nucleotides long. The record is from the annotation of a GenBank genome assembly. NCBI's taxonomy places the organism in Eukaryota, Metazoa, Platyhelminthes, Trematoda, Strigeidida, Schistosomatidae.